Messenger RNA from Verruconis gallopava, 894 nucleotides. Its product is annotated as ATP-dependent Clp endopeptidase, proteolytic subunit ClpP, variant. The coding region runs from base 220 to 858 and encodes 212 amino acids. Gene Ontology annotation, biological process: protein quality control for misfolded or incompletely synthesized proteins. Gene Ontology annotation, molecular function: serine-type endopeptidase activity; ATPase binding; ATP-dependent peptidase activity. Gene Ontology annotation, cellular component: endopeptidase Clp complex. The transcript has 4 exons. The record is from RefSeq and is a predicted model, not a curated record. NCBI's taxonomy places the organism in Eukaryota, Fungi, Ascomycota, Dothideomycetes, Venturiales, Sympoventuriaceae.
CAUCAAUGUCGCUCGACAAAACUGCUUCACUCUACGCAUACUUCGCACCAUGAAUUUGCUCAUAUGGAGACCUGCAACCAGGGUCGCUAGUCGGAACUUGCCCAAAUUCUCAAGUAGACCGCUCACGUCAACGGCAAGGCGGCGCAAUGCGCCUGGGGCUGUCGUACCGCCGCGCUCGUGGACGCCAACGCCGUACGUAACGGAGACAGUGGGAGGGGUAUGGCACACAUGUACGGGAUCGCCAUAGCGACAGCAAGGAUAACGUUUGCUGAUGCUUGGAGUGAAACAGACGACAUCUUCUCCAGAUUACUGAAGGAACGCAUCAUAUGUCUCAAUGGCGAAGUAGACCAGCCUACCUCGGCGUCGAUUGUCGCCCAGCUGCUCUUCCUCGAGGCAGAAAACCCAGACAAGCCAAUCAACCUGUACAUCAACUCGCCCGGCGGCUCGGUGACGGCAGGCCUCGCAAUCUAUGACACAAUGACCUAUAUUCGCAGCCCAAUAACAACGAUCUGCAUCGGCCAGGCGGCCUCCAUGGGCAGUCUUCUCCUUUGCGGCGGCUCCCCGGGCCACCGCUUCUGCCUCCCCCAUUCUUCCAUCAUGAUUCAUCAGCCGUCGGGCGGGUACUCCGGCCAGGCCAGCGACAUUGCCAUACAUGCCAAGGAGAUUUUGCGGGUACGAGACCAGCUGAACAGGAUAUAUCAGAAGCAUCUCACGAAGAAGCACUCGUUAGAAGAGAUUGAGAAGUUCAUGGAAAGAGAUUACUACAUGGGUGCGCAGGAGGCGCUCGAGUUCGGCAUUGUGGAUCGAAUAUUAGGGCGAAGAGAAGACGAGGACAAUGAGAGUGGAGAUGUCAGGUAGAAAUAUUGAUGCAAUGCGAUGGUUUUACUUUUCCCA